AUGGCUGAUGGCGCGAAGUGCUUUUUUUUUUGUUACCGUGGUGUCGUGAAAUGAAAGCUCAUCACGUUCAUAGCUUCCUCGUUAAAGGACGCCGAGCUGCAGCGCUAUUUUGAUGCAGCCGCACGGCCAGCAACAAUACUAACAAUGGAUAUCCGCAAGUUUUUCUCGGCUACUGGUUCAGCCCCCGUGAAGAGAGCUGCUGAUGACACGAAAAAACAGUCCGACGAGAAAAACAAGCCAAAGCAGUCGACGAAAGCGGUAAAAGAGCCCGCGAAACCGAAGGCCCCGGAGAAAGAGAAAAAAGCUGCACCCGUGGAAGUUUCGAAGAGAGAAAGAAAUGAGCGGGUCAAGCCAGCGUCAUCGAAGGAAAAAAAGGAAUCUGGGAAAAAGCCACGGCAGAGGAUUGUCAUGUUUGAUUCCGAUUCAGAUGAGGAAGAACCGAUACCCAAGAAGGCCAAGAAGCAGGCCAAGGAAUGCAAAGCUGCAGCUGUCGACUCUGACGAAGACUCUGAAGAACCAAUUGUUUCGAAGAAACCUGCUGAGCGAACACAAGCUGCAAUUUCAAAGGACGAACCUUUGAAGAAGGCCACAAUCAAAGUCAAUGGCAAGGAGCAACCUAAACAGAAACUUGUACCCGUUUCUGCGGAUGACUUCUUCGCGAGUGCUUCCAUAAGUCCAGCCUCGAAGCUAUCACUCAAGGCGUCUCAAGCUAAGAAGGUUUCAACUGCAAAGGAGUCUCACGAGGAUGAUGAUUUCCAAAAAACGCUCGCAAAGCUGGAUGAAAAAACCGAGGAAAAGAAGCUGACCACGCGCUCAAGUCCACGAAAGACCUCCAAGGAUUCAGAGAGCUCCGUUGUGAAAAAGUCAUCACCUUCUAAAGGCAGUGCUACGGAAAAGCCAGAGAGCAGCAAGAAACUGGAGAAGGAAAAGGCCGCAACUAAACAUUCGCCGAAGAAACGGAAAGCAGAAUCGCCAGUUGCGCGCGCUUCUGAUUCUGCUAGCCAGUCAUCCAAGAAAGCUGAGAAAGAACUGACACAUAAAAGGGAAAGCCCGAGGAAAGUACCAGAGAAGACGGAAAGAGUAACACCUGGCAAGCAAGCUGCCAGAAAGGAGAAACCUGCACCUGCUAAGGAGAAAGUACCUAAGGAAGAGAAAUCGGCUGCUGCCGCCGCGCCUGCCUUUCGAAGAGGAAACGCCGCCAACUACCAGAGUUACCUCAACAGGGAGGGCCCGAGGUUGCUUGGAACACGAGACAUACCUGAGGGUGCCCCAGGCUGCCUGAAAGGUGUGACGUUAGUGGUGACUGGAGUUUUGGAAUGCAUAGAACGCGAUGAUGCGAAGGAGCUGCUGGAGCGCUGCGGUGCCAAGGUCACACAAAGUGUCAGCCGCAAUACCACCUACCUCGUUGCAGGUCGGGACUCAGGCCCAGCCAAGAUACGCAAGGCUGAAGAGUGCAAGGUGGAAAUAAUAGAUGAAGAUGCAUUGUACGAGCUAAUCGAAAGUCGUUCAGGUGGUGACGGCAAGCGCAAAGCUGAGGACGCUGAAGUCAAGGAAAAACCAGAGGAGGCUAGUACGCCGAAGAAAAAGCGAAAAGUGGACCCUGAUGACAGCUCUGAGGAAAGCCGGUCAAAGGGCUCGCCAAGGGUCAAAGAGCAUGUCAUUUCCCCAACCAAGAAAUCGAAAGAUGCCAGCACCACGGAAACGCCGUCCACAUCCAGCAGUCAGCAGUCACGGACAACAGCCGAGAUGUGGGUGGACAAGUACAAGCCGCAGACAACCAAGCAGAUCAUAGGCCAGCAGGGAGACAAGAGCAACUGCGGCAAGUUGCUGCUGUGGUUGCGCAACUGGCACAAGAGUCGUCUGGGACCCAAGAAGCCAAUACCCAAGUGGGGAGGAGGUGGAGGCGACGGGUCCGCUUUCAAGGCAGCGCUGCUGUCCGGAGCUCCUGGCAUCGGCAAGACCACCACGGCUACACUCGCAGCACGGGAAGCUGGCUACAGCAUCUUGGAGAUGAAUGCAUCAGACACUCGUUCCAAGAAGAGUCUUGCCGAGCACGUAGCUGAGACCCUGAAGAACCGCACUUUUACAGAAUCUGGUACAACAUCCAAACACGUGCUCAUCAUGGAUGAAGUGGAUGGCAUGGCGGGCAACGAGGACAGAGGUGGAGUUCAGGAAAUGAUUGCUCUGAUAAAGUCCACGCGGAUCCCCAUCAUCUGCAUCUGCAAUGAUCGCUCGCACCCGAAGAUGCGUUCCUUGGUGAACUAUUGUUUUGACUUGCGAUUUCAGCGGCCGCAAGUCAAGCAAAUUCAGGCUGCAUUGAUGUCCAUCGCAUGCAAGGAAGGUCUCUCCAUCACACCUGCUGUUGUGCAAGAGAUUGUCAUGGCCUCCAACCAAGAUGUGCGACAGGCACUGCACAACCUCUCGCUUUGGAGCUCCCGAACAAAGACCAUGAGCGUGUCGCAGGUGAAGGCGGAUGCGGGCAAGGGCACCAAGGAUAUCAAGAUGGGUCCGUUUGACGUGGUGCGCAAGAUUCUGUCGAGCACAGAGGGUGGCCAGUCCAUGACGCUCAACGAGAAGGCGGCACUCUUCUUUCACGACUACAACAUGGUCCCUCUGUUUGUCCAGGAUAACUACUUGCACGUUCAACCUUUGGAAGCCAAGGGCGACCGCCAGAAACACCUACGAUUGGUCAGUGAAGCAGCCGACUGCAUCAGCUAUGGAGAUUUGGUGGAGCGGCAGAUCCGGCAGCACGGCAGUUGGUCGCUGCUUCCCAUGCAGGCCUUCUUCUCCAGCGUGAUUCCCGGAGAACUGGUCCGAGGUCACAUGCGCGAGAUGAUCAGCUUCCCAGCGUGGUUUGGCAAGAACUCCUCCACAACCAAGCGACACCGCCUGCUGCGUGAACUCAAGCAUCAUACGCACACACGAGUGUCCGCUGACCGCACGCAAUUGUCCAUGGACUACGUCGGGCCCUUGUUAGACUCGCUGACCAAGCCACUGAUCGACAAGGGUGCUGAUGGUGUGCCGAGUGUUGUGAGCCGCAUGCAUCACUAUUACUUGCAGCGAGCCGAUCUGGACAAUCUUUGUGACCUGGCUUUGUGGCCGGGCAUGAAAGACCCCAUGGCGAACAUAGACUCCAAGGUAAAAGCUGCUCUGACACGUACCCUGAAUAAGGAAGCCUUUAUGACCCCUUAUUCCACCGGCGACUUCGUCAAAAAGAAGGCAAAGAAAGGUGCUGGAAAAUCCGAGAAACUGGCUGCAUCGCAGGACGAUGAGGAAAAUGCUGAAGAAGAGGAAGAGGAUGAGGAGCCCGACCCAACACUUGUCGAUUACGAGUAGAUUGCCAUCUCGUUUUCCAAAUUUGGUUGCACGCUGUGGUUUGACUGCCCUGUGUUCGCAACUUGUUUGCUAUUGGUAAGCGAUCGUGUGGAAUGCUGUGUGAUAAAAUUGUUUGGAGCCUCACACUUCCUCACACUUGAAAUGAUACUGCUACCUCAUAUUCUCUCCUUUCUGCAUUCAGAAUAAGCGUUCCACUGCAGUGUUCAUUAGACAUGUUGCUUUUUGAAAGAGCUUGUGUUGUUGGCAUUGAUAUUCAUAAUUCAUAUGUGCGAAAUUUGUGCCUUUAAGGCAGUAGUCGAGGCUUGUUGAUCAUAAAUUGUUGACCUGUGUGUGUGUGUGUGUAUGUGUAGGGGGGGGGGGGGUUGCUUUGAAAUGUAAAUGUUGAUAAUGACAAUUUUUUACUGUGCGAUGUGUGAUUUUCUGUGCGCUUCUUUUUGUUUUGUUACUUGAGAUUGCACACAGGUAAUAGAGAGCCGACGUUCACAGCUAGCAGGAAAAGGACUCUCAUGUCUUUUAUAUUUAGGUGAUGUGGAUGCAGACUCGAGUCACGCAAAUAACAGAUAAUGUCCUAGUUGAAUGAAGCUGACGUUCGAUCACCACUUGAUUGUUAAGGCAAAUUCAAGCUUGUUCGAAAAGUGUUCAGGGCCUUGCAAAGUUGUUACAUUGAAGCCAUGGAAAGCCGCAGUUGUCUGCCAACGAAAAGCUCCAUACGGUGUGUUUGCGACAUUCGCAGUACAUAUCACGCUCACUGAAACAGCAAAGUUCAUUUUCACUUUCGUGGUUCCAACAAAAGUUGAGAUUGUGCCUGAAUGUCUAAAAGACUCAACGAGUUGUCCAGUUAUGCUACACAUGGCUUGCACUUAAAAGCAGUUGGGCUGCUGCACUCUGUGAGUGUGCAGAAGGAGAUGGGGACUGAAUCUUUAAACAUUAAAGCUUUAUGAAUGUUAAGUUGCCGUCUGUUUGUAGUAGCAACUUUCACCAGCAAUCAAACUUCCGAUUGCUGAGUAUUUUCUAUUGCACAGUGUCCUGUUCUUUCUUUUAUGCUCUCCGUGUCCCGACCCAGUGUAUCUUUGUAAAUCUCUGUGUGUCUACAUUACGCUUACAGUGUUCUUUCCUUUGCUUUGGCAUGGAAGUGAAGCAGUAUGCAUGUUAUUUCAGUACUAAAUGACAUCAGUAAUUAUCUCACCACACAACAUGAAUGCAUGCUAAUUCUGUAAUGAAAGUAUGCUAAUCAUACAGUUUAGCAGCAUGCAUGUUAAUUCUGUACUAUAUAACAUCAACAAGUACACCGCUAGGAUGAAUGAUUGGGUAAGCUAUCUCUUUGCUAGUGAUAAUGUAUGAAUGUGCACAACUAAUUGUGUUCACAUCUCCGUCGCACAUUGUAUAUAUAAUACUAAUCAUAUCACACAAUGGCACUGAGAUCAUACUUUUGUAACGUUUUUGCUAGGAUUCCUGGACUCUGCUCAUUAUAGUACUGUGGGCUCCAGUCUUGAUCAUUAGCGCAUGUAAUAAAUGUAUGCUGAUUAUUCAGAUCUAACCUUGUGACAUUGUGGAUGUCUAGCCAGUUUAGUCCCAUUGAUAAUUGAUCAUACUGUUGAAUGCCUUUACUCCAUCUCUUCCUAGGAUCCCCCCAAGCCCUUUUGUUAUAUGAUCAUUGAAUGUAUAACAGGUAAGCCCUGAUAUAACGGAUGUGGAUACAUAUGACACACUGUCAGUUAUAGCAAACUAAAUGAAGGAAAAACAACCUCAGUGGUGUAACUGAUGUAUCUUAGUCAUUAAUUUUAAGAUAAAACAAACCUACUCUCUGUUAUAACUAUAAAUUUGACUCUACAUUGAGUGCUGUUUUUGGUUAAGUGUUUUCAUCAAGCAUCUGACAGAGCAAAUAUGUGGAUGAGAUCAUGUGGUGAAGUUGUUUUGUCGCAGAUGCAUAGACAAAUGACGAAAAAUCCCUAAGACAGCAAAAGGAAUCGGUAUAGACUCGGGCAAAAUAUUGCUGACUGUAUUUCUAUGGGCCAGUGUAUGAAGUGUAGGUGACUGAAACGCUGUCAUAUAUACAAGAGCAGCAGUAAAAUCAAGAACUCUGUUUUGGAAGAGUGUUUUAUUAUAUAUAAGCAGCAGAGCUUGCAAAAGAUGUUGAAAAAGCUGUCGCACCGUGGUGUAGUACUGUUGGAGCAGUCUUGUUGCAUCACGAUACAACAAUAAUGUAGCACAAGUUGAACUGUUUCAAGAGUAAUAGUCAUAUCAGACAUCUAGAAAAGUUAUGUGUUUACAGAAAUGCCAUGUUUCAACUAGACAUAUGGAUGUGCAAGCUGGUUAAGCCACGGCCUAUUUCAAUGCGAGUUUUAAAUUAUUGCUUCAUGGUCAUUAUAAUUAUGCUGAGGUGCUAUGCUAUUAAUGCUAAUUACAUUUUCACUGUUGUAGAUGUCUCGCAGGUAGUGUUUCGCAGCGUCACUAGAACUGUGCAGGCAGCAUGUGAGGGCUGGCAUUGGAUAUCAACAGGCGGGCUCUUCAUGCAAAUCUUUGAAACUGAUUUACUUAUCUGGUCUUGUAACAAGCUAUCGGCAUCACGCAGUAAUAUAUUACAGCAGAUUGUAAACAUGUCGAAUGCUUGCCCUCCGUACAAACAAAUAGUUCGUAAUUUCACAAGCGUUUCCUCAAAACGUGUGGGCAGUUGUCUUUGUUUCCUGUUGGGUGGUAAGCGUGAAAUAAUGUUUCAUUGUGUCCACUCGUGUUACACCUGGUUUGACUAGCAUUUAGCGGUAAAUGCUAAUUUUCUGCAUUUGUUGAGGCUGCUCUGGAUGUGGGUGCAUCAAAUAACGUUUAACUUGUGGAUACGAAGCCCACACUUUCCAAAUAUGUUAGAUGUGCACUAUUAUAUGCCAACCUCGAUUAUUUGAGUGUUGUACCACUGCAUACGGUAUGUUUUCAUUAUUAGGCAAUGAGUCCUUGAUGCACUAAGAAACAUCUUUUGCCUUGGAAAUAGUGGUUUAAUUGCUUCUCAUUGUAGGCACGUGUGUAGAAAAUGUUGGUGUAUGUUAUUUGGGAAUGCUUUGUUUUUUAAGGGGUCGUUGAAGCAGAGUUGAAGAAUUUCAGGCCAUUAAUGUGAGGUUUGUUUUCAUUUAUUCACACAAAUACCAUGUCCCCAUAACAUGCACUUAAUGCACACCCUUACUGCUCAUUAUGAUCUGUCCAUGGGAGCAUUAAACUCAAUUGUGUGUAAGCAAGUUGUUUCAUAAAAAGUGUAUCUACACAACUUUUCUGCCUGUACUCAUUUUCCUUGUUUCAUGACAUUUGUGAAGUGCUUCGGAGCACAGUUCGUGUACACCUCUGAAGUUAUUUGUUUUUUGUGCUGCAAUAGUUUGUUGAAUUGCUAAUAAAUGACUGCUUUGAAACCUCUUCUG
Messenger RNA from Rhipicephalus microplus (southern cattle tick), 6737 nucleotides. RefSeq names its product germ line transcription factor 1 (gene Gnf1). Lineage: Eukaryota; Metazoa; Arthropoda; Arachnida; Ixodida; Ixodidae. The record is from RefSeq and is a predicted model, not a curated record. Gene Ontology annotation, molecular function: DNA clamp loader activity; ATP hydrolysis activity; ATP binding. Gene Ontology annotation, cellular component: DNA replication factor C complex; nucleus. Gene Ontology annotation, biological process: DNA repair; DNA replication.